CAUUCUAUAUCAUCAGCCAACCCUAACAAUAUUAUUCUCUCUCUCUCUCUCUCUCUCUUCAAUAUUCGUUCCUUUCGGCUAUCUUAGCGUUCAAUCUUCCUAAACAUCGCGUAAUAAUUGUUUGUUUCCGUAACUCUAUACAUAAUUAGGAGAGGCCUGAUUAGUUAACGGAGAAUGAAGAAUUCAAGAACCAGCAAUUAUGACAUGGCGACGGAUUCCAACGUCGUCCUGAAGAAGAAAGAAACGGUUGGCGAAACAUUGCAGACUCAUGAUGGUCAAGAAGAAUAUUCUUUUCGCCUCAGCAGCACGUCGGAGGCCGGCCCCGCUAACCAUGACCGCCCGCCGCCUCCCUCAGGCUCUAGCUCCCCCUACAACAGCGCCGUGUGGGAGGAACCGCAGGCAUCUUCAACCCAGACAUGGGACCCGCCUUCCUCGCCGUUGUCGAAAUCUCCGUGGUCCUCUCACGUGGCGCCUGAAUCGUCGUAUACGUACACAGGCCUGAUGGGGUCCCUUGUCCGCGAAGAAGGGCACAUUUAUUCAUUAGCAGCUUCCGGGGAUUUGCUGUACACGGGCUCAGACAGCAAGAACAUCAGGGUAUGGAAAAACCAGAAAGAAUUCUCCGGGUUCAAAUCUAACUCCGGAUUGGUUAAAGCCAUUAUCAUUGCGGGUGAACGGAUUUUCACCGGCCAUCAGGACGGAAAAAUCCGGGUCUGGAAGAUCUCCGGAAAGGAUCCAAGCGUUCACAAGCGCAUCGGAACAUUGCCAACUUUCACGGCCAAAAUAAAAAGCUCGUUCAAUCCCAACAAGUAUGUUGAGGUCAAGAAGAAUCAGAAUGCAAUCUGGAUCAAACACGUUGACGCCAUUUCAUCUCUCAGUUUGAGCGAGGAUAAAUCCCUGUUAUACUCAGCUUCGUGGGAUAAAACGAUUAAGGUCUGGCGAAUUUCAGAUUCAAAGUGCCUGGAAUCAAUCAACGCGCAUGACGAUGCUGUAAAUUCAGUCAUCGCCGGCUUUGAUGGACUGGUAUUCACCGGCUCAGCCGACGGAACCAUCAAAGUUUGGCGAAGAGAACUGCAAGGGAAGGGAACAAAGCAUUUCUUUUCACAGACAUUGUUAAAGCAAGAAUGUGCAGUAACAGCCCUAGCUCUCGACCCUUAUGCCACAGUUUUAUAUGGCGGAUCAUCAGACGGGCUAGUUAACUUCUGGGAACGCGCCAAGUUUCUUUCUCACGGGGGAGUUUUGAGGGGCCACAAGCUUGCAGUACUGUGUUUGGCCACGUCAGGAAAUUUAGUGCUCAGCGGAUCGGCGGACACCAAUAUUUGCGUGUGGAGACGGGAAGAAGAGGAGCAUUCUUGUUUAUCAGUGCUGACCGGGCACACUGGGCCGGUCAAGUGUUUGGCAGUCGAAGAGGAUCGUAAAGGGACUGAUGUAGGAGGCGGUGACAGGCAGUACACGGCAUAUAGCGGCAGCCUGGACAAGUCCGUGAAGAUAUGGAGGGUCUCUGCACAGCCGUGGGAGCCGACUCCACCAGAUGCACCACCGCAGCCGCAGCAGCAGCAUCAAGUCGAGAGCCAGAACCUACAUCAAAGAAUUCCGUCGGUUCAGAGCUUCUCAUCGUCAGUAGGUAGAGGGAAGGUGAGCCAAAGGAGAAAGUAGCAGUAAAGAGUAAAUACCUGGUAAUUGGCAAGAAAUAUCUGCUAAUUAUUUUACAAGUAGAUCAUGAGUUAAUCAGUAGAGAAUUGUUUUUAACAUGUCAGAUUUUGCUUUAGAUCACCAUCUCAUCUGUAAAAUAUUAAUCUAGCCAAAUCGGGUUUAACCGAACCUACGACGAGUGCAAUGCCACUAUUUAUUGAUGUACAAUUAUAUUUUUCUGUGAUUGGUUUGAUUAAUUUAGUUCAAUUAAACCUGAUUAGGAUAUAAAAUUUU
Messenger RNA from Sesamum indicum (sesame), 1923 nucleotides. Its product is annotated as protein JINGUBANG. Lineage: Eukaryota; Viridiplantae; Streptophyta; Magnoliopsida; Lamiales; Pedaliaceae. The record is from RefSeq and is a predicted model, not a curated record. Gene Ontology annotation, molecular function: protein binding.